This is a messenger RNA of Vitis vinifera (wine grape), 1040 nucleotides long. RefSeq lists its product as uncharacterized. NCBI's taxonomy places the organism in Eukaryota, Viridiplantae, Streptophyta, Magnoliopsida, Vitales, Vitaceae. The transcript has a single exon. The coding region runs from base 245 to 697 and encodes 150 amino acids. The record is from RefSeq and is a predicted model, not a curated record.
GAAUCUCACACUACUACAUGUCCACUCUCUCCAUCGCUCACAAUUCUUGUUCGUCAAAUAUUAUCAAGGAAAAUGAAAAUUGAGAGGCUAGGGUUCGAUUUAGGGUUAUGUUUGGGUCGCCAUCUUCUUUCUUCAACGGAGGUUAGGUUUUUAGGGGUUUAAUCCUGUGCGCCAUGCCAACACUUUCGGUCCUUUGAUUUUGAUUUUCGUCCCCGCCUUUUUUCUUUUUCUUGGUGAAAUUUCCAUGACCGUACAAUCAAUGGGGUCAUCCUCGGGGUUCUUCGUGAUCUGCCUCCUCCACUCCAUAAUUGCGCUCACCUGUGGAGGCCUAAUGAUGUUCUACAUGAAGGAAAUCUACGAAUUCGGGCACGGACCCGAAACUGCAACCAAGCUGCUCGGAUCCACGCCCCAUGAUCAGCUCUUGAUCCGGACCUCCGAUUCAUUUUCGGGUUUGCUUCUGUUCGCAAUUGGAUUCCUUCUGUUCAUGGUCGCUUUCGUCAGGGACCGGGACUUUCAGUCGUUUUUCGCCAAGGGUUGCAUCGUUCUCCAUGUUUCCAUGGCUCUCUGGAGGUUUUAUUUCGAACGAAGGGUUGAGGAUCUUGCUUUGGAUUGGCUGAGACAGAUUGUUGGAGACAUUCUAUUGGCGCUCUCCUGGGUGUUCUUUCUCGUCUACUCUUGGAGAGAGAAGUAUGAUUAGCCAUGUUUUCACUGGUUAAUCAUGAUUCCGCCCAAGGUAUCGUAUGCAUUUGAGUUUUGUGGGUUUAGAAAAAUCGGACACCUGGGGGUUUUUGUGAAGGGGAUGCUUAUGCAUUAUAAUGUAUGAUUACUCGGUCUGAGUCAAAAUCUAUGAAAAUUGCAAUUCAGGGCGGCUCCAGAUUCGGGUUAGUAUGGUUGUUUGAGUUUCAUUUUAGUGUUGUCUUAAAUGGGUUUUUAUUUUCUUGUUUUUAUUACAUUUGAGUUCCACUUCCCGUUUCUUGAAUAGUCUAGUCUGUAAAUUUUUGUUUGUCAAUUAAUAAUAACACAUUACGUUUUGGUGCUAA